GCACACCCGCGUACCCACAACCUCCCACAGCUUUACAUCCGCCGUUCCGUACCUUCUAGCGGCCAUUCUCCUCUGCCGUUCUCCUUUCUCCGUCUUCAUCAACAAUCACCUCCGAGUAUCGAACCAAGGCGACCAACUAUUUUGAUGGGUUUUCUUGAACUUCGGGCGCCCACGGCGUUGCGCUCGGCCAUGAUGGCUGCUGGCGAGCCGUGGGACAAUCAAAUAUCACUAACAGGCUCCUCGCCGCUUGCUAUUCUCACAUCGUCCCACGACUCGCAUCCACCACUCGACCACCUAGUCCUUCUCGUUUUCGGCGCCGUCCUCGAAGUUGUCUGCGUCAGUUUGCCAGGAUACGUCAUCGCGCGGCUUGGUCACUUUGAUGCCGACAAGCAAAAGUUUCUAGCCAACCUCAAUGUUAUGCUAUUCACGCCAUGCCUGAUCUUCACCAAGCUCGCCUCCCAAUUAAACGCCGAGAAGCUCGUCGAACUCGGCGUCAUCCCCAUCAUCUUUGUCAUUCAAACACUAGUCUCGUAUUUUGUCUCUCGUGUGGUGGGAAAAUGCUUUGGCUUCAACCGUCGCGCCUCCAACUUUGUCACCGCCAUGGGCGUGUUCGGCAACUCAAACUCGCUGCCGAUUUCUCUGGUUAUUUCUCUUUCGCAGACACUUAAGGGUCUUCACUGGGACAGGAUAAAAGAUGAUAGUGAUGAGGAGGUUGCCGCAAGAGGUAUCCUGUACCUCAUGAUUUUCCAGCAACUCGGGCAGCUAGUCAGAUGGAGUUGGGGUUACCAUGUUCUUUUGGCGCCAAAGGACAAGUAUGACGAAUAUGCCGAUGAGACUGUCGAGGAAGGUAGAUACGGCGCGCUUUCGCCCGAUGGAUCAUCAGAGACACAGGGUCUUCUCGUGGGUGUUCACCCAGACACCGUAGGCAUCGAACGGCCUUCUAGCCCAACUCAUACGGAUGAUUCGGCAGUUUACGAACCUGCCGGUCGAACACCUGUUGCUGGAUCCUCGAGACACUCACCUCACGAGUCGGAUGAUGAGGGCCACGAUGCCUGGAAGAAACCCACUGGCAACGGUGUUGAUGGUGCCAACGGCACUCUUAACCAGCUCGAAGGCAACGAAGAAGAUCUUAACCGGAUUUUGUCCUUUCCUCGAAUUCGUAACAACGAUGAGGCUGAGACUCCUAAAGGUGUCAAGGGUCUUCCUGUGCGCAUCGGCCGGGCCACGAGGAAAUACCAAGCCCGGGUGACCAACUACAUCUGCGACAUCUCCCGCAAGACGUACCAUUCGCUCCCCCGUCCCGUCCAGGCACUUCUCUCAGGCAUCUACUCCGUCUGCCAACGCGUCUACAACUUCCUUUGGGAAUUCAUGAACCCUCCUCUCUGGGCCAUGCUCCUCGCCAUCCUGGUUGCGUCGAUCAAAGACCUUCAAGAGCUGUUCUUUAAGGACGACACCUUUGUGAAGACGUCGGUCACGGCUGCCCUCCGGUCAUCGGCCGGUGUUGCCGUCCCUUUGAUCCUGGUUGUCUUGGGUGCAAACCUGGCUCGGAAUACGCAAAACCAUGAGACUGUUGACCCCGAGGAGAAGGAGAUCGGCAAGAAGCUGCUGGUUGCCAGUUUGAUCAGCAGGAUGCUGCUGCCGACGUUGAUUAUGGCGCCUAUUUUGGCCCUGUUUGCCAAGUAUGUGCCCGUCAGCAUCUUGGACGACCCGAUCUUUGUGGUGGUGUGCUUCCUUUUGACGGGGGCGCCGUCGGCGUUGCAGUUGGCGCAGAUUUGCCAGAUCAAUGGGGUUUAUGAGGGGGUUAUGGGGAGGAUUCUGUUUCAGAGUUAUGUUAUUUGGAUCCUGCCUUCGACACUCGUCCUGGUGAUGUGUGCGUUGGAGGUUUUGGAGUGGGCUGCGUGA
Messenger RNA from Podospora anserina S mat+, 1902 nucleotides. RefSeq lists its product as uncharacterized. The transcript is spliced from 3 exons. Gene Ontology annotation, biological process: transmembrane transport. The record is from RefSeq and is a predicted model, not a curated record. Lineage: Eukaryota; Fungi; Ascomycota; Sordariomycetes; Sordariales; Podosporaceae. The annotation marks the transcript as partial. Gene Ontology annotation, cellular component: endoplasmic reticulum; membrane.